AGAAAAUAAAUGAAAUGAACAAAGUACAAAUAUAAAAGAGAAAUGAAACACUUAGCAAAAGAAUGAAAUACUUGUAAAAAUCACGGAUGUCGGGGCGCCCUACUUCCGGCCACGAUAUUAGCACUAACAAAACCACCAGUAUUAACCUGUUCUGCAUAUCACAGAUGCCUUUGACUACAACAACGUGUCUAAAAAAGCAAAGCGAAAUCGUAAAUUUAAACGAAGAUUAAAACACUGUAAUCCUUUUAGACAGAAUCAGCUGUAUCUAUAUACAUUCUUUUCACACAAAGAAUACUACAGAUGACGCAAAACCAAUGUAUCAGGCUCUUCACACUUUUUGGAUAUUUUUACUGUAUUUUUCUGAAUUCUUCACAUGCUAUUCGUCAUGGACGUAAUUUAAUAUGGGCUGGUCGACCUUUAAAUCACGACCGAGCUUCCAUAGUUGGUAUUGAAGGUGACCCAGAUAAAUGGGUCCUUGACAAGAAAAUGACUGUUAGGCAGAUAAGUUCUCCGUCGCGUAUGUGGCACUUCCGGAGUUUGGCAUACUCUUAUUCGACGAAGUACUUAUACUGGAGUGAAUCAGGACUAAAACGAAUACAAGGUCUCGUUCUCGAUGGAUAUAAGAAAGAGACAGAUAACAUCUUUACUGGAACAUCUGCUGAAGUUGACGGCUUAGCUGUUGACUGGAUUUCGGGCAAUCUCUAUUGGACUGACGCUAUAUAUAACUGGAUUAUGAUGGUGCCGCUGCGGCCGAACCAAAAACGAUUCAAGAUUAUAACUAAAGUAGGACUUGAUAAGCCCCAUGGGAUUGCUGUAUUACCGCAAAAAGGGUACUUAUUCUGGUGUGACUGGGGUGUAAAUCCUAAAAUCGAAGUGUCAGAUCUGGUUGGCAACAACCGGCGUCCUAUUGUCAGUAAUAAUAUGCGAAGGCCACGUGGAUUAGUCAUUGAUGCUAAAGAAAGCAUGAUCUACUGGGUUGACGAUGGCCAAGAUACAAUUGAAUGUAUUCAAUUCAACGGACGUGCGAGACGAACUCUUGUAGAAGAUCCUCAGGCUGAUUUCUAUGGAAUAGCUUUGUACAAGAAUAUAUUAUUUGUAACAGAACAGAGCCGUUCCGAAGGUCAUUUAAAUGUAUACAGCAAGCUAAAUGGCCAACUUAUUAUCAGCUACACACUGAGUCAUAUACCUUAUGGGAUUAUUAUGUACGAUGAAGCGACGCAGCCUGGCAAUUCUGAAAUUUGUGACGCUCUCGAAUGUGAACAUUUCUGUGUCCACAAUCCAAUCAUGGGUCCUGCCUGCCACUGUAGUGAAGGAUACGAGUUAAAUAUCACUGACCAUCGGACAUGUAAAGUGGAUUCUGAAUUCCCCCAGCCUUACCAUGUGUAUUCCAUGGAGGAAGGAAUAUGUUCGUUCCCACCGAACCUUGCUGAUAUCGAUCUGGAAAACAUGACGUUAAGUAAACAAUGCUUUCUUAUGGACAACAAGGGAUACCUGGCACUGGGGAUGCAUGCUCGCCGAGACACCUUAUAUUUCUCAACCAACAAUACAGAAAAGUGGAUCAAUAGAGUCCGUAUGGAGUAUGGUGCUUCGUUUGAAUAUCUAAUCGGUGGUGUGGGCAUUGUUAGAGGCAUUGUUCUUGACUGGAUUUCGUCAAACCUCUACUGGACUGACAGUCUACUUCGAACUAUAAAUGUGGCACGAGCAGAUGGCAUGUACCAACAGGUUCUGAUUGAUUCCGAUUUAGAGAAUCCUGUUGGAAUUGCUGUACACCCUGGUAAAAGCAAGUUAUUUUGGACAGAUGCUGGAAAUAGUCCUAAAGUGGAAUGGUCAUACCUUGAUGGUUCUGGGCGGUCAUUGAUAACAAACCGAGAUCUUGGCUCUCCAUCUCACAUCCACAUUGACUUUAUGAAAGACAUUUUAUACUGGGCCGAUUCUGCUUUGGGAAACGUGAAAGAAUACAAUUUCUCAACAGAAAUUAUUACAGUCUUGGUUCCAAAGAAUAGUGGAAUCGAAGGAUCGAUAUACGUCAAAGCAAUUCAUUGUAAAUUAUUGUUGCUGGAUUACCUUAUAUGGACAGAUUACACAACCUCAAGGAACGGUAUUCAUGUAGCACGGCUCGAUAAUCUGGAUAAAGUUCGCGACAUAGUGCAUCCUGAGUUUGGUAGAGCUCGUGACCUCCUGACCUUUGAUGCUUCAAACCAGCCAGACUUUGAAACCGCAUGUGCGGACGGAAGCUGUGAACAUCUUUGCCUACCGAAAGGAGAAAAAUCUUAUACCUGUCGGUGUGGACUUGGCUACCAGAUUGGCGAAAAUAAGAAAUUCUGUGCUACUGAUUUAGCUACAGACAACUUCCUUUUAGUCACCGAUAGCUACCGGAAGCAAAUUUUUCAAAUUAGUAUGAUUACCGGCAAAGUACAAGCUUUGGAUGUACGAGAUCAUUUCCGCCCUCUUGCUGUGGAUUAUGAUCCAGUUCGACAGAUAAUCUAUUGGACUGAUGUCGCUCAUAAAUCAAUCAAAAAGGCCGAGAUCAACGGUGUACAUGAGACUUUGGUUAAAAAAUUAACGGACGAUUCCAUUGCUGAUGGAUUAGCAAUCGAUUAUGUGAACCAAUUAUUGUUUUAUAGCGAUGCUGGCAUCAGGAUAAUAGGAGUAAUGACCCUAAGUGCAUAUCCUUUCCAUAAGACCUUGAUCAACAGUGGUCUGGAGAAAGUUCGAUCUGUAAUUGCUAGCCCCAUUGAGAAACAAAUUGAGAUUCGAGAGAAGCGAUUAUAUUGGGUUGAUGCCCGCUCCAACAAAAUUGCUUCGAUGACCACUGACGGCAAGCAACAGAAUGUACUUUACAGUGAAUCGGACGCCCAUUAUUUUGGUAUUGCUCUGUCUGGUGAUUACCUUUACCUUACAGACUGGUCACGAAAUUCCUUAAUGCGUUUGUCAAAGAGAGGCGGUCAAUUGGAGAAUUUCUGGGAUGGCACGUCAAAAUUUGUACGGUUAAACGACAUACAUGCAUUCAACUCAACUGAAAUAAUCUCUGAAGUCAGCCCCUGUUCCAGUGAAUCGUGCAGUCACUUCUGUUUGCCAAGCCCAAGAACUAUUUACGAAAUCCAAGACCCAUGGAUCUGUGCCUGUCCAGACCAUCUGAUACUGUCAAGCGACGGACAUAACUGUGUGGUGGAUGAAGAGCAGAGUAGUUCGUUUGCAGGAUGGCACAAACACAGAGAUUCAACAACUCACCAGAUAUCAAGUAUAACAGAUGAAUCAGAAUCUAUGAACAAUAGAUCGACCCAGAGAGCCUUAUUUCAUAGCAAACAAACAAAAAAUGGUUCGUCAGUUACACCCGGAAAAAUAUCUGCCUAUGUUAUUGUCCCUUUGAUCCUGUUAGGGGCAGGUGUAGCAGCUUUCAUUUUCUUGAAGCGGCGUCGAGCUGAAAAGAAUCCACAUUGCCUCCUUGAGAAUGAUGACAAAUAUUCCGUGGACAUUUCCUACCGGAUUCUCUGCCAAGACUCUUCAAAAGAUAUGAUUGACGGUACUGAAAACCCUAUAGAAAACCAGAAUAGUACCCAUGCCAGUUAGACCAAACAUGUCAUCUCUUUCUUUUUUUCUUACAAAAAUAUAAAACAAAACCAAAAAAAAAAAUCAAAUAUUUCAUUCACAUCAUCUGUUUUCAUUCGAAUAAAACAAAAAAUAAAAAAAGAUUUCAUUCUGUGCAUUUUAAG
Octopus bimaculoides (California two-spot octopus) is the source of this 3713-nucleotide messenger RNA. RefSeq names its product low-density lipoprotein receptor-related protein 5. NCBI's taxonomy places the organism in Eukaryota, Metazoa, Mollusca, Cephalopoda, Octopoda, Octopodidae. The record is from RefSeq and is a predicted model, not a curated record.